CUGCUUGGACGUAGACCGCCAAGACGAUCUGAAUCCUCGCAAAGAAAAAAACCUGCUCCCACGCGGGUCGCGAGGAGAUCAAACAAGUCUCUGCACCGGAGCAGGAACCGAGAGAGAGAGAGAGAGAGAGAGUCCACUGCCCGUCUUCCCCUGAGCUCCUUCGCCGGCGAACGCCCAAAACUCCGCAUGGAGAUCCUCCAACAAGGAAUGGAACAGGCAGCAGAAUACGCGGACCCCUGCCUCUGCCCCUUGCUCAACGGACGCCGCCCCAUCGCCGUCUCCCGAUUUCAGCGCCACCCCGUCGCCGUCUUCCCUAUUUCACCGCCGCUGGCUUCCGAUUUCGCUGCCGCCCGUGCACCAACACCACGGUCGCCGUGGCCAACACACUCACUGAUUCAGCUGUGCCCGCCGCUCACGCUCCAGGAGCCUGUGUUCGUCGCCGCUGGCAUCUGGAUGCGGUGGCCUGCUCUUGCUCUGUCUCUGCUCUUGGGGUUCCCCCGGCAUCGCGCUCCGGCUUGCUGUGUGCGGCGAAGGCGAUGGCAUGAGCGAAUUGACAAUUUGGCAGUGUUUCUGUGAAGUUCCUGGCACUAUGUCGAUGUUCCCGGGGAUGGAUCUUACGAAAAUGGAUCCUCCAACUCUUACCCUCCUUGGAGCAGCUUGUUGUGUAAUGUUGUCUAUGCAUUUCACAGUACAGCUGGUAUCACAGCAUCUUUUCUAUUGGAAAAAUCCCAAAGAGCAGAAGGCUAUACUCAUUAUAGUGCUGAUGCCUCCAUUGUAUGCUAUAACUUCCUUUGCUGGUCUUCUGGAUAUUAAGGGAAGCAAAACAUUUUUUACAUGCUUGGAGUCUGUUAAAGAAUGCUAUGAAGCACUGGUUAUUGCUAAGUUUCUGGCAUUGAUGUACAGCUACUUAAAUAUAUCUAUCAGUAAAAACAUUGUACCUGAUGAAAUCAAAGGGAGGGUGCUUCAUCAUUCUUUCCCUGUUUCUCUUUUCCUGCCCCGUAAUGUUCGGUUGGAGCACAAGACACUUAAGCUUCUGAAGUACUGGACCUGGCAAUUUGUUGUUGUUAGGCCAGUAUGCUCCAUUCUGAUUAUUGCACUUCAGCUUCUUGGGUUGUACCCCAGCUGGGUCAGCUGGACCUUCACAAUUAUACUUAACUUUUCAGUCUCCAUGGCAUUAUAUGCCUUGGUCAUAUUCUAUCACUUGUUUGCUAAGGAGCUGGCACCUCACAAGCCUCUUGCUAAGUUCUUGUGCAUCAAAGGGAUAGUCUUCUUCUCUUUCUGGCAGGGCUGUGCGUUGGAUGUUUUGGCUGGUGUAGGGGUCAUUCAAUCUCACCAUUUCUGGCUGGACGUGGAGCACAUCCAGGAGGCAAUCCAGAAUGUGUUGAUUAUCCUGGAAAUGGUCAUUUUCUCAGUUCUCCAGCAGUACGCGUAUCACGUUGCUCCGUACAGUGGCGCUGACAAGGCAAAAUUCGAGAAGAAGAAUGAAUGAUCCGCCAAGCAACAUAAGCAGCUUGUUCUUGUAUGGUUUUGUGUGUAUGUGCUGGGAAUAUGUUAUAGACAUGGGUACUUCCUUAUGGGCACGUGUAGAGUGAGCCGUUAUACUUUGAACAUUAGGGAAACGAGAUGAUCAGGAAGAUAGAGGAAUGACACUGUUAUCUGCGCUGUGAAACUAUGUAACGCCCGAAUAAGGCGAAUUUUGGGGGUUUUUCCGCUCCAACGUGGAGUCCUGAAUAAAUGUUGGUUUCGUGCUGAAA
Messenger RNA from Aegilops tauschii subsp. strangulata, 1754 nucleotides. RefSeq lists its product as uncharacterized. NCBI's taxonomy places the organism in Eukaryota, Viridiplantae, Streptophyta, Magnoliopsida, Poales, Poaceae. The record is from RefSeq and is a predicted model, not a curated record.